This is a messenger RNA of Acanthosepion pharaonis, 1062 nucleotides long. NCBI's taxonomy places the organism in Eukaryota, Metazoa, Mollusca, Cephalopoda, Sepiida, Sepiidae. The record is from the annotation of a GenBank genome assembly.
AUGUUAAGCGAAAUCAUAUUUACGAUCAUUGACAAAGGAUUUUCUCUCGUUGAUUGCCUCCGCACCCCCCGCCCCCGCCAAAUAAAAAAAAAAACAAAAACUCUAAAUUUUUCGAAACGACAACGUCGAUUUCUUUCCACCUGUCUCUUUCCAUCUCUCUCUCUCUCUCUCUCUCUCUCUCUAAUUUCACCUCUCCCCACCCUUCUCUCUUUCCACCCCUCCUUCUUUCCACCUCUCUUUCCAUGUCUCUCUCUUUACACAUCUCUCUCUUUCCACACAACCCUUUUUCUUCUUCUUUCUUUCCGUCUCUCUCUUUCCACCUCUCCCUCUUUCCGCCUAUCUCUUUCCAUCUCUCUCUUCCCACCUCUCCCUCUUUCCACCUAUCUCCUUCCAUCUCUCUCUUUCCACCUCUCCCUCUUUCCACCUCUCUCUUUUCACCUCUCCCUUUUAACUCUUCUCUCUUUCCACUUCUCUCUCUCUUUCCACCUCUCCUUCUUUCCACCUCUCUCUCUUUCGACUUCUCUCUUUCCACCUCUCCCUUUUAACUCUUCUCUCUUUCCACAUCUCUCUCUCUCUACCUCUCCCCCUUUCCACCACUCUCUCUUCCUACCUCUCCCUCUUUCCACCUAUCUCUUUCCAUCUCACUUUCCAUGUCUCUCUCUUUACACUUUUCUCUCUUUCCACAUCUCUCCUUCUUUCCACCUAUCUCCUUCCAUCUCUCUCUUUCCACCUCUCCCUCUUUCCACCUAUCUCUUUCCAUCUCUCUCUUUCCACGUCUCCCUCUUUCCACCUCUCUCUCUUUCGACUUCUCUCUUUCCACCUCUCUCUUUCCACCUCUCCCUUUUAACUCUUCUCUCUUUCCACAUCUCUCUUUCUCUCUUUCUACCUCUCCCCCUUUCCACCACUCUCUCUCUUCCUCUCUCACCCUCUUCUCACCUCUCUCUCUUUCUACCUCUCUCUUUCUGUCGGAAUUUCUCAGAUGAGGAUUAUUCUUUAGACUAUUUUACAUUCGGACUACCGUCGCCAUCAACGGGUCUUAUGGAUAAAAGACGUGAGUGGUGA